Messenger RNA from Pseudovirgaria hyperparasitica, 2421 nucleotides. Its product is annotated as exo-beta 1,3 glucanase-like protein. The record is from RefSeq and is a predicted model, not a curated record. Gene Ontology annotation, molecular function: polygalacturonase activity. Bases 1 to 2421 code for a protein of 806 amino acids. Lineage: Eukaryota; Fungi; Ascomycota; Dothideomycetes; Acrospermales; Acrospermaceae. The transcript has 4 exons.
AUGCGUUAUCUCCCUUUCCUUGCCUUGGCGGCGGGAGCUCAGGCUCUCGUUGACUUGCCUCAAGUCAGCGCCUUUGUGCAGCAGGCCUUGACGGCUGGAAAUUUCGAGAACUAUACUUCUGCUACCGCUCCAGCCAUUCAGCCUGCGGCCACUCCAACUGUAGAUUUUCGCAUAGAGUCGGAUAUACAUGCUCAGGAUGUUGGGUACUGGAUGAAGGACAUCGCCAAGCAGGGACGAUCCGCCUUCAACUCAAACCCAAGCGGAUACAAGGUAUGGAGGAACGUGGUGGCGGACUACGGUGCCAAAGGUGACGGGGUGACUGAUGAUACUGCUGCCAUUAAUCGUGCUAUCAGCGAUGGGGGUCGUUGUGGACCAGGAAACUGCCAGUCUUCUACCGUCUCCCCUGCUGUUGUAUACUUUCCGGCUGGAACCUAUGUGGUCUCCCAAUCCAUCAUCCAAUACUACAACACUAUGAUGAUUGGUAACCCAAAUUCUCUUCCCGUGCUCAAGGCCACUUCGAACUUUCAAGGUCUGGGAGUGAUCGAUGCCAAUCCGUAUCAAAGUGGUGGAGCUCAAGGAUGGACGUCAACCAAUGUUUUCUUCCGCCAGAUCCGCAACUUUAUCAUUGACUUGACUCCUGUUCCGGCUGCUACGGCUGCUACCGGUAUCCACUGGGCUGUCUCUCAAGCCACUAGUCUCCAGAACAUUCAAAUCAAGAUGACCAAGGCAUCAAACUCGCAACAGCAGGGCAUCUUCAUUGAGAAUGGUUCCGGUGGCUGGAUGAAUGACCUCACUAUUACUGGUGGUCUUUACGGCUUGAAUGUUGGUAAUCAGCAAUUUUCCGUUCGUGGUGUGACCAUCGAUGGCGCUAUCACUGGUGUCUCUCAAAUCUGGAGCUGGGGAUUCACCUACCAGCAAAUGAAGAUUUCCAAUUGUCAGACCGCCUUUGACAUUGCCAACGGCGGAUCCACCAACCAGAACGUUGGGUCAGUCAAUAUCAUCGACAGCACCAUCACCAACUGCCCAACGUUUGUCAACACUGCCUGGACUUCAAGUUCCAGUCCUCCAUCCGCCGGCAGCUUGAACAUCGAGAACGUUGCGCUCUCUAACGUCGGUGUGGGCGUGAAGAGUCCCAAUGGAAAUGUACUUGGUGGUGGUAGUACGACGAUUGGUGGCUGGAAACAAGGGCACCAAUAUACUCCCACCGGUCCUCAGAAUACCCAAGGGUCUUUCACUCCUGCAUCCCGCUCCACUGGUCUUCUUGGCAGUGGUAACAAUUAUUACUUCAAGUCAAAGCCAUUUUAUGCCAGCAAUCCAGUUUCUGAUUUCGUCAGCAUUCGCAGCGCCGGUGCCAAGGGCGACGGAUCUACCGAUGACAGCACAGCUAUUCAGAAUGCUAUCAACAGUGCCGCUUCCAACAACAAGAUCGUGUACUUUGACCAAGGUACUUACAAGGUCACCAAGACUAUCACCUUUCCGCCAAACACGCGGGUUGUGGGUGAGGCGUUCCCCGUCAUCAUGGCGACAGGCUCCUACUUCAACGACGUCAACAACCCCAAAGCUGUUGUACAGGUCGGUACGUCUGGUCAAUCGGGUACCAUUGAGUGGUCAGAUAUGAUUCUUAGCACACAGGGCACUACUGCUGGUGCAAAGAUGAUUGAGUGGAAUCUCAAUGCCGCCCGUGGAAGUGGUAUGUGGGAUGUCCACACUCGCAUCGGUGGCUUCGCUGGGUCCAACCAGUCUGUCGGAAACUGCCCAAAGAACGCUGGUGUGAACAAGAACUGCAUGGCUGCCUAUAUGAGCAUGCACAUCACAUCGUCCGCCAAGGGUGCUUACAUCGAGAACAGCUGGCUCUGGACCGCGGAUCAUGAUCUCGAUGAGGGUCAGUCCACCCAGAUCACAAUCUACACAGGCCGUGGCCUCUUGAUCGAAGGUGGCAAUACGUGGCUGUACGGCUCCGGUGUAGAGCACCACGCUCUGUACCAGUACAACAUCGUCAACACCGCUGAUGUAUUCUCCACAUUCCUCCAGACCGAGACCCCCUACUGGCAACCAAACCCCGACGUCCGUAACCAGCCUUUCCCAUUCAAUAAUAAUCAAGAUCCAAACUACUCUAACUGCCAGAGCGGUAAUUGUGAUGCUCUUGGUCUGCGCAUCAACAACGCCAAGAAUCUUUUCUUCUACGGCGCCGGCUUCUACUCUUUCUUCAACAACUACUCGACCACGUGCAGCAAUAAUCCUGGUAACUCUGAUUGUCAAUCGCAGAUGGUGCUGAUUGAGGGUCCUUCCACAAACAUUCGUGUGUAUGCUCUUAGCACAAUUGGAUCGCAGAGCAUGAUUGUGAGGAACGGUCAGAGCAUCGCUAGAUACUCCGAUAACGAGAAUGUGUUUCCGGAAACCAUUGGCUAUUUUGCUGUCUGA